AUGAAUAGUCAGACGACAAACGACAAGUCAGCCAACAAGUCAGACGACAAGUCAGACGAUAAGCCAGAUGGCAAGCCUGAUGACAAAGUGACAAACCAAACGAUAAGCCAGAUGAAAAGUCAUACGACAGAUCAGACAACAAGUCAGACCACCGACAGCCAUUUGGACGACAAGUUUGAGGAUAAGCACGAUGUCAAACGAGACGACAAGUCAACCGACAAGUCCGACGAUAAGUCAGACGACAAGCCAAACGACUAUUUAGAUGACAAGUCAGACAACGAGUCAGACAACAAGCUAGACAACAAGCCAUAUGACAACAAGUCUGAUGACAAGUCAGUCAAAAAGUCAGAUGACAAGUAA
Molecule: messenger RNA, 360 nt
Organism: Aedes albopictus (Asian tiger mosquito)
Lineage: Eukaryota; Metazoa; Arthropoda; Insecta; Diptera; Culicidae
Product: serine-rich 25 kDa antigen protein-like
Exons: 3
Coding region: 1-360 (119 amino acids)
Source: RefSeq, a predicted model, not a curated record